AUGUUCAGGCAAGUGUGGACGCACCCAGACGAUCGAAAAUUUUUGAAGGUCGUUUGGAGGUCGAGGUCUACGCUGCCACUGAAGCUGUACCAAUUGAAGACCGUAACAUAUGGACUCGCAUGUUCACCAUACCAAGCAGCACGUGUAUUGAACAAGCUUGCUGAGGUCGAAGGAGAUCGAUAUCCACUUGCUGCACUCGUAGUCAAGAAACGAUUUUACGUCGACGAUGUCCUGGCAGGAGGAGUUAAUAUCAAAGAAGUUGCUGAGACCUGUCGUCAAUUACAGGAUCUUCUUGCUCAAGGAGGAUUCACUCUUCGAAAAUGGUGUGCCAACGAUCCGAGUGUGUUGCAGCACAUUCCCCAAGAAUUUUGGGGGACUUCUCCCCAAUUGGAAAUUGGCCGCAGUGCGAUCACGAAAGCCCUUGGAUUAUUGUGGAAUCCGAGAACCGACCGAUUUGGAUUCCAGGUGCCUUCUCUUCAGAAGCUCGAUGUUAUCACCAAGCGUACUGUAGUGUCCGAAAUGUCGAGGUUGUUCGACCCUCUUGGCCUUUUGGGGCCAGUCGUAAUCAGUGCCAGAAUGUUCGUGCAAGGAUUGUGGGCGAAACGGCUGGAUUGGGAUGAACAAUUACCAGCGCAUGAAAAUCGGUGGUGGCAAGCUUUCCGUGAUGAAUUGGAACAACUAAAACAGAUCACCGUACCAAGAAUUCAAGCCACUGAAAACAAAAUUGACUAG
Molecule: messenger RNA, 732 nt
Organism: Toxorhynchites rutilus septentrionalis
Lineage: Eukaryota; Metazoa; Arthropoda; Insecta; Diptera; Culicidae
Exons: 2
Coding region: 1-732 (243 amino acids)
Source: RefSeq, a predicted model, not a curated record